ACUGACUCAGACUCCAAAACUCGAGCACUUCAUCUCUAACUCGUUGCCCAAAAUGAGGUUACACGACUCACAGCUUGGUGACGCAUACCAGGAUAACAAGAAGCACGACGUUAGAACCCGCCUUGGAGGUGAAAAUUGGGAGGGGCCUAAGGAGCGAGGGCCCUAUUUGAAGUACGUCGAGAAUCUAUCAAAGAGAUGGCCUCAGCUCGAGCUACUACAUGAUUUCAUGGAAAUUGGCACUGUGCCUACGCGCUGGUGCAUCUUCCCUGGAGAGGAAAAAGAGAAGAAUGAGCAACGACGCUAUACAUAUCAUACUGCCAUUGGCCCGAGAAGAGAACAACAGAAAAGGAGAGCCCAGAAGAUGAAUGUCGCAUUACUGAAAUUCAAAGAUAAUGGACAGGCAGAACAGAACCCAGCCAAUCACCUUCGUACGGCUCAAGAUCUUCGAAGGGCCAUUAAAAAGGCGGAAACCCCCGAGGUAGGAGUCAAGUUCAGCUUAUUCGUCGUCGAGGAUCUUUCACGAGACGUGAUCGAAACCCUUGGAUCUGAGCUAGCUAUCGAUCCACGAUUCUUUCGCGCUCAUAUUACCGACUAUGUCUGGAACAACAUCCGCGAUCGAUGGCGUGAGCCGUCAAUACUCCAGGUUGAUGCAAAAAGACAGAGGUGGUUCCAGCUUCGCCUGAUCCGUUCUCGAUACUUUGAGAAUCAAAGACAGUUGACGGAAGCAAAAAACCAAGUCAACGAGUUCAAUGUUAUGCGACGCCUUGACGCGGAUAAGAACCAAAUCUUCUGGGAUAAGGAUCCAGAUCCCACGAUAUGGGAAAGGCUUGUAGGUGAAUCUUCUCAAGACAAGGACCGAGUGGAUGCAAGAGUUGAUGCAAAGGUUGGACAUAUGCGCAGUCGUGCUACGUUCUGGUUAAACCCGGAAUCGACUAUCGGUGUUAUUUUACUUGAACCAACGCCCGAAGCUGGGUAUCCUCUUUGGCGGGGAUAUCCCAACUGGGACGAAGUGCCGGCGUUCGGUACCAACGGUGCCCCUACAAACGCAGUGCCCGACUUUCAGAUACCGCCAUCUCUGCGAUCCAAGGAUGCUAGAAACCCAAUGAGCUGGUUUGAAGACUACAUUUUUUGGGCCCAGAGAACCACCAACUUCGCGAAGCUCACAGACAGUGCAAAUCAACAGCUUUCCAUUCCGAUCCAGUGCUUGUUGCAUUUAGUAUGUGGCGAGUGGCUGACGUUCGCCGACUAUCUCAACGCCCGUCUCAACCAAAUUGACUGGGGAAUCGUAAACCCAUCAUUCUUCCCCGAGUCUGGAGGUACAGAUCAUCAGAAGCAGAGUCUUAGGAAGCUUCAUUUCUGGCGACGAUGGGUACCCCAAGCACGGGAUAUGCUUCAAGCAACCAUGAGCCAAGUCAUGGAUGAUGAAGAACGGGGAUUUGCCGAGUCUUUCAAGCUCUACAAAGAUGAUUUGGAAAUCAUCAAGAAACGCCUGGAGGACUACGAAACACGGAUUGACCGUCUCAGCACGGUCGUCAACUCGACUAUCAGCCUGACUGAUGCAAGCAACACGUCCAAACUCACCAUACUGGCAUCGUUUUUCAUCCCGCCGAGCUUAGUGGCUGCACUGUUGUCAAUGAACAUGGAUCCACUGAUUGGGCUUGGGGACUCGCUCAAAUGGUGGGCGGUGGCGUCUGUUGUAGCUGUGACGAUUCUUUUCACCAUAGGUUAUCUCUUGAAGACAAGAAAGGCAGAAAGUCUGAAAAAGAACUUGUCGAUUACGAAGAUGGUUCCGAAGUUGGAAGGACGAUGGAGGAGCAAGGCAAAGCCAAGUCCGACUACGAAUGGUGCCGUUUGCUAAGAGGCAGGAUAUGUCAUGAUGUUUAUGAAACCCGAUCUUUAGUUGAGUCACAGCGAAGGAAGGAAAUGGAGUGCUACGGCUGUCUAGUCGGUCAUGUUGGAACGAAUGAAGCUUUCCUGUCAUGAAGCCAGCCACUUGGAAUCGCCAAAGGAAAUGAGGCCUGCCAUGCAAGGAACCUCGUAUGAUGCACGCCAGGGCUGCCAAGAUGUCCCUCAGCAGGUAACGCGCAGCGCCAGCGGUCACGUUUGCAGAUUGGCGCAGGCCAAUAGAUCCCGUUGAUGUGUGCCUCGCGGUAAAUACUUGACUUCAUUUUGCCCAUUCUUUGUUUCCCCAACGUUUUCUGAGAGAUCUAUCUCACAGUGACAAAG
Molecule: messenger RNA, 2226 nt
Organism: Fusarium verticillioides 7600
Lineage: Eukaryota; Fungi; Ascomycota; Sordariomycetes; Hypocreales; Nectriaceae
Exons: 4
Coding region: 53-1858 (601 amino acids)
Biological process (GO): metal ion transport; transmembrane transport
Cellular component (GO): membrane
Molecular function (GO): metal ion transmembrane transporter activity
Source: RefSeq, a predicted model, not a curated record